Messenger RNA from Hyalella azteca, 4443 nucleotides. RefSeq names its product fasciclin-2. The record is from RefSeq and is a predicted model, not a curated record. Gene Ontology annotation, cellular component: membrane. Gene Ontology annotation, molecular function: protein binding. The coding region runs from base 165 to 2789 and encodes 874 amino acids. Gene Ontology annotation, biological process: cell-cell adhesion. NCBI's taxonomy places the organism in Eukaryota, Metazoa, Arthropoda, Malacostraca, Amphipoda, Hyalellidae. The transcript is spliced from 19 exons.
UGUGGAUCUGCGCCUCGCGUUAUUCUUCUGAUAUAAUUGGCCCCGUGUGUGUAGCCCUCCAUCUGCUCCUUCAUUGUGUGCAGGUCAAGGCAAGAUAUUCCUCGUUGAGGACUUGGCUACACCUAAACGCUGCGUCCGUUAGAGUCACCACCGCCGGCUUGAAGAUGAGAACAAGAAAUGUUCAGCAGCUGAUGCUGCUGGUCUUCCUGCAGCUAUUCCAGGUGAUCUUGGCGCAAGAGCCGCGCCUCCUGAUCCAGCCAGACGGACAGAUCAGCAAGAGUCUGGGCGAGACAGUUUAUGUGUCAUGCCGCGCUGAAGUUUCUGACCCUAACCUGGUCACUGAGAUGCGAUGGACUGGCCCCGGCAGCAACGAGAUUCCAAAUUAUGACAGAACAAUCGAAAUCAUCGAAGAUGGCCCAGGAAGUCUGGGUUUGUACAUCCAGAAACUGCGUGAAGAGGACACUGGCACCUACAACUGCUCUGCCGUGUACGCGGGCAAUCAGAAUCUCAUGUCAUCUAUACAAGUCAUGUCUUUCGUGAAAAUCGAUUUCGGCGACACGCCGAGCCACCAGACGCCCAUCGUAGGAACGGACGCGCUCAUCAAGUGUCUGGUCACAUCCAGCCCCUCCCCUGUCAUAGACUGGCUCAAGGACGGACGGCCUCUGCGUACAGACGAGCGGCACAUCAUCCAGCAAGACGGUGUGCUGGUGCGCGGUAUCACCGAGGGCGACGAAGGCGUCUACCGCUGCCGCGCACGCGUUGCGCUCCUCGGCGCGCUCGACAGCCGCGACAUUCAAGUCGAGGUCUACGUCCCGCCUAAAAUUACAACACGACCUCAGGACACCUCGGGUGUAGAAAAAGAAGCCGUGACCUUCCAAUGCGUCGCUGAAGGCAAGCCAGCACCGAAGUAUUCUUGGGUUGACGAUCAGUCGCGACCUCUGGGAGGCCAGGAAGGCUACUACGUUGACGAAGUCAAGGGUGAGCUCACCGUGCUCGAUUUGAGGCCUGACCAAGCCGGCACUUACCGGUGUACGGCCACUAAUCCUGCCGGUAACGACGUGGCUGAGGCUCAACUCAGGGUUCUCACCAAGCCUAAGCUGGAGCAGUUCUUGAAUAUCACUGUCCCUGUGGCUGGCAAUGCUGAAUUCCGGUGCGUGUUUAGCGGCGACCCGAGACCGAAUAUCAGCUUUCAGAAGGAGACCAGCGUCGAACCGUUCUAUGAUGGCAUCAACUCUGACGCUAGAAUUGAAGUUGAACAGACUGUUGAUGACUACGGCAACAGUGUUGGCAUCAUGAAGAUCAGUGACGUGAAGAGGUCUGAUGACGGCCUAUACACGUGCACGGGCUCGUCAGGAGGAGGCGAGACCAUAGGCUGGGGGCACAUUACCGUUCAGUUCGCGCCCACCUUCGAGAAGCAGCCCACCGACGAGUUCUGGUCCUGGGAGCAGGAGAAGGUCAACCUUACCUGCGUCGCCUCCUCCAUCCCUAACGCCACAAUCCAGUGGUACAUCCGCAAUGAAGAAAUUCCUCAGCGGGACCCCAACCUGCGAGUGCUCGCCCUCGGGCCCACAGGGGUCCUGGAAGUCAACCCCCUCGAUAAUUCCUACUUCGGAACCUACACCUGCCAGGCGACCAACGAGCUCGGCGUGGUGAACCACGACGUUACGCUCAAGCAGGUCCACAAGCCCGGCCCCGUCACAAGCGUCAAGGUGGACAAAAUAACAGCAACGACCAUCACUUGGCGCAUCUUGGAGCCUCAUGAUAACGGCGGUCGCCCCAUCACAUCCUUCUUGGUGCAGUACAAACUCCGCAACAUGGCCUGGGAUGAUGCCGAGGCUUCGUCCUGGACUAAAGGCUCUGCUUAUACGCUGGAGAGAUUGCUGCCCAAAGAACACUACGUCUUCCGCUUCGCUGCUAAAAACGAAGUUGGAAUAUCCGAGUGGUCUGGAGAAAAGUCGGAGCAAAUGCCGGAAGUAACCGUGCCGGAGGAGCCACUGAUAUUCGUCAACGACGAAGGCGUGAAUUUCGUGCCCUACACCGACCACUACGACCUACAGUGGAAAACUCCUCUCGACAACGGCGAUCCUAUCAACUACUUCACCGUCAUCUACUACCAAGUGGUUGAAGAUGGUAGCGGCGGGUGGAAGACUCUUGGUGCCAAAAUAGAGAAGACCGUCGAGUUCCCAGGCGUGACCACCUACCAGAUCCAGAAGCUGCGGCCUGACACACACUACCGCAUUGAGCUGCGCGCCCACAACUCCAUCGGCUACAGCUCUCCUGCCGAGCUCGUCAUCAAGACGGCGCACGAUCCACAUGCCCCAGUGUCGGAUGACGCGCCUGGCACGGCAAGCAAUCACCUCAGUAACCGAGCGACUGGUUCCCCCGCCGGAGCGCCGUACACCGAACCCACCCUGGGUAUUGGCAUCGUCGUGGGCAUCGUGAUCAUCGGGGCGCUGGUGCUGCUCAUUAUCCUGGACCUCGUAUGUUUCUUCUGCCGCGAUGCCGGCGUCACCGCCUCGCUAGUCAAGGCCGUCGCCAGCAAGGAGAAGGACAAAGAAGCUAUGAUAGACAAUGUCAAAAAUAACAGCGACGAGACCCUGAACCCUCAAGGCAAGCAGCGUUCAGUCGGACACAUCACCCGAGACGGCAGCAACCCCCACAUUAUCAUUAUUACCAACCCACUUGAUACUGGAGACAAGGCGGCUAUUCUGAAAGAAGAGGAAGAAGCUAAGAUGCAAGGCCAAGAUGGACCUCAGGUCGUUGUCGUUACCAAAGAUUCUCCAGUUUAGAAUCGAGUCCAAGACGAUCUCGACCAAUUUCUGACCACAACAUAGUUCGUCGUUAGUGACGAAUUUCAGUAUGGAAAUCGAGCUGAAAAUUUUGGAGGAGCUUUUUCGUAUAAUAAUGGACUAAGAAGCUAUAAAAUCUGAAAUAGGCUGGUAUCUAAUCUAAUUCUAAAAAAAACAAAGGGGAGUAAUGAUGGUAAGGCUUCACUUUAGCCGACUGUUUGGAAGGAUGAAUAAGUUAUUUAUUUAAAUCUUCCUAUAUUUCAGUCAUUAUAAAAAUAUCCGUAUGACACUAUCAGCAUUUUCAUUGUUGUACGACUUCCACCGAAUUGUAUGUCUAUGAAGCAAACCAAACUGAGCUGUGGACACUAGUUGUCUGCCGGGCUGAAAAAAUUCACGAACAAAUGCAAAUGAAACGUGUAAUGCUGACAGGUUGAAAUUUUCUGUGCAUACUUAUUGUAUGAGUUAGGCAAAAGCACCUAUUUCAAAUAUUAGUUCUUGUAAUCUCGAUUAAGUGAUUAUAAGAACUAAGUUAAGUAAGUAUAAGAAAGUAACUUGUAGGGACUUGAUUCCACGAUGCUUAGUUUAAUUUUUUAUUAUGAUAUGAAUUCGUUUACAACACAAUAUGUGUUGUUGAAAGUGAGCGUUUUGAUUUAUUCAUAAGACUAAGGUUCUACACUUGUGUAUUGUAUUAUACCCCGUCUUUUGUUCCGCGACCACGUACGUAAGGUUUAAGUUGUGCAUCAAGUGCCAUUAUCUUAAGCAAGUCCUUUAUUGGACAACAACUAUUUGUUAAGGUGAAGAUUUUGUAAAUUCUUACUGUAUAAUUCGGAAAAGUGCUCAGACUUCGGCCCUAUCAUUCGUAUUAUGACCAAAUUUCUUGAUGUUUUGAAAGAUAAACUUUGAUAAGGUCGUAGUCUGGUGUUAACUCUCCUUUCUAGCUCUAGCCCUCAGUGUUGUAUGUAUCUAUUCUUAUUAUUAGCUACUAUAAUAAUUGCUCGGAACUUAGGUAUUGUAGGUCCUACGCAAUGUGUGACGGACUUGAAUUUUUCUUCCACUCUACUGCAACUGAUAGACUCUUUACGUUGGGCUGUUUUCUCCGAUUUCGAAAUCUCUCAGCCUAUUAGGCUUGUAAUGUAAAGUUUUUAAUUCCGCAAUCACUUUAUAUCAAAACAUAUUUUAAAUGAUUUCACCGCACAGACAGAUGUACAAUUACCACGUUUUUUUCUCCGUCAAUUAAGAAUUGGAAUUGAAGUCUAUUUAAUUUUAUGGCUAUUGAGACAGUCAUGCCUUGAGCUAAUGUACCUGCCUUUUGUUUAAAUUUCUACCUAAAAAUUAGCGUCGAAUGCGAUUUACAUGUGAAAAUCUCCAAUGUGCUCACAACGGCAGUUCCAACAGUCCAACAGUGUUGCAUUGCAUCAGUGCAGAAGAGAUAAUCAUGCGGUAAUUGCUCGGAAGGCGGAAAUUAUUUAAACUAGUGAAAAAUUCACCUUUUUUGAGCAAAUUGCAGUUGGAUUUUAUCCAGACCUGUAUAAAUUUCAUGCCUUUACAAAUUUUGUAGCUAGUUUCUGUAUGUGUGAGACCUCAGUUGGAUUUCUUUUUUGAUGAAUCCCCUUCUCGGGAUAUGUAUCGGCUGUACUUCGUAGAAGUUAUUAGC